Molecule: messenger RNA, 1350 nt
Organism: Torulaspora delbrueckii
Lineage: Eukaryota; Fungi; Ascomycota; Saccharomycetes; Saccharomycetales; Saccharomycetaceae
Gene: MDM10
Product: Mdm10p
Exons: 1
Coding region: 1-1350 (449 amino acids)
Biological process (GO): mitochondrial outer membrane translocase complex assembly; phospholipid transport; protein insertion into mitochondrial outer membrane
Cellular component (GO): SAM complex; ERMES complex
Source: RefSeq, a predicted model, not a curated record
AUGAUGCUUGACUAUAUGGACUAUAUUUCUCGAGCGUUCGAACAGAGCACGAAUUGGAACCGGGAUAACAGCUAUGCGAAUAUCACUGCAACCACGAGCGCACUCAUUGACUUUAGUGUACCUAGUGCGUUCGAGUUCCAGGUAUCCAAUGCUUCCACUCCUUUCACUUUCAACACAAUGAGGGUGUCUACGAGAAAUGUAUUCAAUGGCUCUUUGACCUACUUAUACACAGAUGCAGAUAAUUUAGAAAAGAUCGUCAGCGACUCUGGUUCAAUUGAUUUGCAAAAUGUCACAGAAACUUAUCGUUAUUUCCAACCAUUCUACAACAACCACAAGUUAGCCGCUCCAACCGAUGGGAAAACUGUGGGUAAGUCGCUUUACUAUGGAAGGAUGUUUUAUCCCAAUUCGAACCUAGAGGCAAUGCUUAUUAAGACAUUGGACCCACAUAAGCAACUUAAAAUCAAAUGGCUAAGCACUUUCGAUGAUUUUAAUAUACUGACAUGUUAUUGGCAGCGCGAUACAGGCAGAGAUUCUCAAGAGGUCAUAUUCUCGACCAAUGAUUUGCUGUGUGGUUACCGAUUUCUACACAACUUCAUCGGUAAGCCAUCGAAGAUGAAAAAUUCAUUAUAUAACAAUUCAUCGCUAUCACUUGGCGCCGAAUUAUGGUUGGGACUAAUUACCUUGAGUCCUGGCUGUUCCACAACUCUGCGAUACUGCACGCACGCGCCCAAUACGGGAAGACCGCUAACAUUGACUUUAAAAUGGAAUCCCAUCUUUGGAAACUUAUCAUCUUCAUACUCUGCAAAAACUAGUUCAAACACGACAGUAUGCGCCAAGUAUGACUUCAAUCUGUACUCAAUAGAUUCAAACUUAUCCUUCGGUGUGGAGCUUUGGAGACGAGGAAAUUCAGCAAAGGCAAUGUCUCAGUAUCAGGAUGUAUCUCAAACCUUUGGAAAAGACGAGAACUUAAUGUACCAUCAUUUGGUACCGGAUCUAUCGCAAGAACAAGCUUCUCCACAGACUAGGAAGGAUUUAGUAGAGAAACAGCAGUUGUUGAAUGACCUGACUACCGCAUUUUCGAGCUCUUUGAGAAAGAUAGAUAGAGAGAAGACGAUGAUAGAAGAAUUUCAAAACAACCUUCACCAUGCGAACUUCACGAGUGUCUGGAAACUUUCAACUUCUUUGCGUGAUGCCAAUCUGAAAGUACUUUGGGAGGGCAAAUUCAAGGGUUUCCUCAUAUCGGCAGGCGCUGAAGUAUCCAAAGCAAGUCCUCUUUUGCAAUCAUCGUCAAGUGAAAAGCUGCCCAGUUACCUCUCCAAAUUUGGUGUACAAUUACAGUAUUCUACAUAG